GAGCCGGGAUGCGAUCAGCGCUCCGCAGUCCGCACUGUAGAGGAAGAAACACUUAAAAAGAAGGAGCGCGGUUCUCAGCCGGCCAACAUGGAGUUUGAGGAGAGCUUUGUAAUUAAACGUAUAGACAAGAUGAACAUUUCAGCAGCUGCUGAACGGAUGCAGAUGAUGACGGUCCACUGUCUGCAGUGCAACACGGUGAUGGCGGACUCCUUAGGUGUCUGUGGGGAGGUGAAAUGUAUGGACUCCCUGCUGUGUUUAAAGGUGACUGCUGAUGUGGUUAUUGGAGCUGUGGACGAGUCAGGACGAGGACAGGAAAUGGCCAACUGCAUCUACAGCCCUCUGAGAUGUCGCUGCUGCCACAGCGCUGUGGGGAGAGUUCUUCACUCGACUCCGUCACGUUGGGCUUCAGUUCGCUCCUUCUUCCUCCUCCACAAAGCAAACAUCAGCUGUUAUCUCCUGGACAGCCCAUCGCUGGUGAAAGCAUCUGAGCUCUCUUUGGACCUGAAGCCCCUCAAACUCUGCAUCAAUGAGGCUACGCAGCAGGUGGAAGAGAAGCUGCAGCAGAUGAGCCUCAUUCAGAGCAGACUGGCUGACAGGACCAUCAGCUCUGAGCUCCACCACUAGAAGGUU
Nematolebias whitei (Rio pearlfish) is the source of this 630-nucleotide messenger RNA. It is a transcript of the gene oip5, whose product is annotated as opa interacting protein 5. Gene Ontology annotation, biological process: CENP-A containing chromatin assembly; chromosome segregation. The transcript has 5 exons. The record is from RefSeq and is a predicted model, not a curated record. The coding region runs from base 88 to 624 and encodes 178 amino acids. NCBI's taxonomy places the organism in Eukaryota, Metazoa, Chordata, Actinopteri, Cyprinodontiformes, Rivulidae. Gene Ontology annotation, cellular component: chromosome, centromeric region; chromatin; nucleus.